Molecule: messenger RNA, 870 nt
Organism: Caenorhabditis briggsae
Lineage: Eukaryota; Metazoa; Nematoda; Chromadorea; Rhabditida; Rhabditidae
Exons: 3
Coding region: 1-870 (289 amino acids)
Biological process (GO): ribosomal large subunit assembly; maturation of LSU-rRNA from tricistronic rRNA transcript (SSU-rRNA, 5.8S rRNA, LSU-rRNA)
Cellular component (GO): nucleolus
Molecular function (GO): rRNA binding
Source: RefSeq, a predicted model, not a curated record
AUGGUUCGCGUUGAGAAAAUCAAAACAAAGAAGGGAAAAAGAGUGCUGGUUGACAGAGCACCGAAAACUGUUGAAAACGACAAGAAGACGUUGUUUUGCCGUGGAACAAAAACGAAUGAAAUUAUCAACCAUGCCAUGAUGGAUCUUUAUGAUAUGAAGAAGCCGUUGACUACAAAAAUGGACAAACACAAUCCAUAUCACUUGUUCGAAGAUGAGACUCCAAUCGUUCGCGCCGGAGCUAAGUUUGACACGUCGAUGUUUGUUCUGGGUUGCAACUCGAAGAAAAAGCCAAACUGUUUGACGUUCGGAAGAACGUUCGAUGGACAGCUUCUCGACAUGGCGGAGCUUAGAAUCAUUGCUUAUCAAUCUGCAUCGAACUUCGAGGUUUUUCUCGAAGGCGCUGCUUUCGAAUCGGAUCCUGAUAUGAAACGAAUUGGAAACUUGAUGGUUGACUGGUUCCGUGGACCAAAAGUCGAUACUGUGCGCCUUGAAGGACUGGAAACUGUCAUUGUUUUCACUGCCAUCGAUGAGAAAACCAUUGCGCUUCGUGUCUACCGCCCAUUGCUCAAAAAAUCAGCCACUGCUACUCCUCGUGUCGAGCUGGCUGAAAUGGGACCAUCGCUCAAUUUGGAAGUUAUGCGUAAAAAGUUGGCCGAUGAUACUCUGUUCAAAUUGGCCUGCAAGAAGCCAAAGGCACUUAUGAAGAAGAGAAGAAAGAACAUGAGCGAAGACGUUUUCGGAAACCAACUGGCCAGAGUUCAUGUUGGAAAGCAGAGAACUGAUGAUAUUCAGACAAGAAAGGUGAAGGCCCUGAAAAAGACUCCGCUCGUUGAAGCAGCUCCAGGAGAAGAAGUCGCCAUGAAAGAAUAA